AUGAAUUUUAAAAUCGUUUUUUACCUUUCUAAAACACCUUAUGGGAGUCAUUUUGCUGUGGCAAGAUCUGAAGCCGAUAGAGACCUGCCUCACAGGAGACUUAGUAUCCACGGUGCCCAUCAUCGUUGUCAUUCUUGGUCCACUAAAAUAAAAUUUUGUUUGUUUGCUAAAUAUGAUACGUUCGAUUACCUGGAAGGUGGAAUGACAUGUUGA
Molecule: messenger RNA, 213 nt
Organism: Echinococcus granulosus
Lineage: Eukaryota; Metazoa; Platyhelminthes; Cestoda; Cyclophyllidea; Taeniidae
Exons: 2
Coding region: 1-213 (70 amino acids)
Source: RefSeq, a predicted model, not a curated record